Acyrthosiphon pisum (pea aphid) is the source of this 501-nucleotide messenger RNA. RefSeq lists its product as uncharacterized. The record is from RefSeq and is a predicted model, not a curated record. The transcript is spliced from 2 exons. Lineage: Eukaryota; Metazoa; Arthropoda; Insecta; Hemiptera; Aphididae. The coding region runs from base 1 to 501 and encodes 166 amino acids.
AUGGCAGUAGUUGAUGCCAAUUUGAGUUUUAUUUACAUUGAUGUAGGAUCUUACGGUAAAGAAUCAGAUUCUAAUAUUUUUAAGGAAACCUUUGUUUUUGUUGGUGAUGGGGCAUUUGCCCUUCACACAAAUCUAUUAAGGCCGUAUCCACAACGAGGACUCAACGACGAACGUAGAAUUUUUAAUUACCGUUUGUCCAGAGCUAGACGCACUGUAGAAUGUGCUUUUGGAGUACUUGCCAACAAAUGGCGAGUAUUACAUACUACUAUUUUAGUAAGUCCCAAAUUUGUCGACGAUAUAGUAAAAUCCUGUUGUGUCUUACAUAACUUUGUCCGAAAAAGAGAUGGAUAUAAUUUUGAAGAUAUGGAAAGUGAAUGCAAUUUAGACGACAUCGAGGUAAGAGGAACGGGUUCUCGGUCCAAUGGGAUUGAAAUACGAGAAGCGUAUGCGGAAUAUUUUGUACAUGAAGGUGCCGUGCCAUUUCAAAAUCGCGUACUUUAA